CGUUCCGCGGUUCGGGUUGUGAACAUUGGGGAACCGUGCAGUGUGUGGUGUGUGGGUGGCGGGGACCGUGCGUGAGCGGUGAUGAAAGUGAAAUGAUCUGAACCCACGACGGAGUGACAGAGGUGACUUCCCAACACACAUUUUGGAUACCUGUGCAGUGACCAUUUGAUACUGUUAUUGUUGUUGCUGCUGCUGCUGUUGUUGUUGAUGCAGGCCAACCCGUCCCACCCCGACAUGCUUCGGAGGGCGGCCACAACGGUGCAGUGGCUCUGAGUGCAUAAAGCAGGUGACAAAUACAUAAUCGAUCAAAUAUACUCGGUGGACGAGAAUGCGUGAUGCGUGCGGCUUAGACAAAGGGAUCGCGGCAGGCCGGUCCUCGACGGAUUGUUCGGGCGUGUAACACAGGAUAGUAUGCUAGCGUGGCCUACUGCUGCUGCCUCGAGGUGCAUCACCAAUGAAACGAUAUGAGCACGUAUGCGUACACAGCUCGCUGCAGGGAAAAACGAAAACAAUGCACGAGAUGUGGCGUUGGAUAGUGUUACUCAGUUUGUUGUUAGUCAAAGAAUUCGCGUCAGGUAUUAUGCUAACGGAGGUCCGGGUGCCGAAGCACACGAUAAAGGGCCACUCGGUGCGGCUCGAGUGCCACUACGACAUGGAAGGGGAGGCCCUGUACUCGGUGAAGUGGUACAAGGAUGGACGGGAAUUUUAUCGAUAUGUGCCAAGAGACGAUCCCCCCGGGACCGUGUUCCCGCAGCCGGGCAUCGCGGUGGACCUGCUUAAUUCGACCAGCGAGCAAGUGGUGCUGGAUCCGAUCGAUCUCUCCUCCAGUGGCAAAUAUCGAUGCGAGGUAUCGGCCGAGGCGCCCUCCUUCCAGACGGUCUCGGACCACGGCGAAAUGCUGGUAGUCGUGCUUCCCGAGGAGGAUCCGCACAUUACGGGCGGCAAGCCGCGGUACCAGAUUGGCGAUAUCGUGCGCGUGAACUGCACAUCUGGCCGCUCGAAGCCGGUCGUCCAUCUGACCUGGUACAUCAACGGGGAGGCGGCGGACAGUGCGCUGGUGCGGCGCUUCGAGCCCAUCGUGUCCGGGCCGGACAAGCUGGAAACGUCCGUGCUGGGGCUGGAAUUCCGUGUUAAGGCGAAACAUUUCAAGCGAGGCGAUAUGAAACUGAAGUGCCUCGCCACCAUCUCGACCGUGUACUGGAAAAGCAACGAGGAGAGCGUGGAGGGCGAAAAGAUCCAAAAAGCGCCAAUGCUCGAGUCCCGCCGGGCCGUUUCCACCGACACGCGAGCGGACCGAGUUCAAGCGGCGAGCAAUGAUGCACUGGCGAAUAAAUAUUCAUCGGGCCUGAAUUUUGCAUUACGCGUGCUCGGAUUGCUGCUGGUCGUGAGCGGCGUCGGCGGCGGCGGCGGCCUCGGAUCCGUCUGCGGCACGGUGGCGACCGGUCCUUGGCUGCACGGUGGCUCCUAAAACCGCUGCAACUCGCGAACUACGUGAACAUGGCGGGGCGCGCGCACACUCUUCAGCUGUAACAAUUUUAUUAUCAUUCACUAUAAUACAUUCCGUCCCGUCAAGAAGCGGGGAUCGACCCUUUUCGACCCCUCCGGCAGCAGCGUGACCGAGGGCGGUGGUGAAGCGGACUGCGCCAAGCCUAGCCACAGCGCAAGGACGACGACUUACUCACCAGCCCCAGCUGUCUGUCAGCGGAAGGAAGCACCGAAUUAGAGGCCCCGGACAUCACGUGGGGGGAAUCCUCGAGUCCUGCGUUACGGACCCUGCUGCUGCUGAUGAUGCAUAGCACGCCACCGUACGACUGAAAUGCAGACCUGAACGCGCGAACACACCACUUCCUAACGUGGGGGGAUUCGGUGGCGUAGACUGGCUCUCUCUAUCCCUACCCUGCACUAAUGAUCUCAUCGACACGAACACACUUCUCAAUGAAUAAGGGCCCCGCAGGAGACUUUCCCGUGGAACCGGAACCGAUUAGGAUGUACAAUCGCGGUUGGCCGCGCGUUCCCCACGAAGCGGGGCGCCCAAAAAAGGAUUAAACAAACGAAAUCAUAUCAGUACACCGACACAAUGAAGUAAUAUCUCGAUGUGCUUUUUCACUGUUUUCACUCUCCACACUGAUCCCCCCAAAACAAAAAAAAAAACAGUAAAUGGAGGACACAAAGAAAAAAAGAUGGCGCCCAAAAAGUGGACGAACGCGAAUCGAAAACAUAAAACAUAUCACUCCAGUGAAUAUUUGAAAAUUUAAACGAAAACAAAAAAAAACGGAAAACGGAAAACACUUUUGCGCUCCUUUUAUCAUCUCGUCGUGGAUAAGUCUGUGUCUGUGUGCGUGUGCGUGAGUGGGUGUGUGUCGCCGGAACCCGUGGGCCACACGCGCCGCCACCCCCGAUGCCGCCGAUCCGUCUCUCUCCUCCUGCGUGUAAAUAAUGUUUGUACAUAUUGUAAAACUGAUGGGUUUGUCCGGCCCCGCUCGAGACUCUCGUUGGCAAACUGGUUUUUUUCCCCUCUAUACUUUCCUGGUCAUGUGCAAUUUUUAGAUAAAACAAACGUCGGAAAGCAGAACUGAAAGUCAGUCCAACACACACGAAACACAGGACACGCACACACAUACAGCAAUCGCGCCACUACGAACUACUAACUACUAAAAACUACUGCAAACCCUAAUAUAACAACUACUCGGCCGUACUCGGUAAAUACUCUUCUAGUGAAAAUUGUUACUUCCGCGGGGCCGUGCACGGUGCACGGGAUGUGCGCAGGAUGCGCCCCGCAGGAACGAUGAACGAUGU
This is a messenger RNA of Anopheles bellator, 2796 nucleotides long. RefSeq lists its product as uncharacterized. Lineage: Eukaryota; Metazoa; Arthropoda; Insecta; Diptera; Culicidae. The record is from RefSeq and is a predicted model, not a curated record. The transcript is spliced from 6 exons. The coding region runs from base 455 to 1468 and encodes 337 amino acids.